Messenger RNA from Andrographis paniculata, 2300 nucleotides. RefSeq names its product ABC transporter G family member 1-like. The record is from RefSeq and is a predicted model, not a curated record. NCBI's taxonomy places the organism in Eukaryota, Viridiplantae, Streptophyta, Magnoliopsida, Lamiales, Acanthaceae. Bases 98 to 2062 code for a protein of 654 amino acids. Gene Ontology annotation, molecular function: ATP binding; ABC-type transporter activity; ATP hydrolysis activity. Gene Ontology annotation, cellular component: membrane. The transcript is spliced from 8 exons.
CGAAGUAAAACCUUAAGACAGCCUAGAUGUUCAAGAACAACAUUUAGUCACUUUUUGUUCUUAUUAACUUUGUCAUAUAUAUCCAAAUUAAAAAGCCAUGAAGUUGGAUGAAGAAUCUUCCCCAAUGCCAUUAAUUCUGAACAAGAUUUCUCCUGGUUUGGAAACACCAAAUUUUGGGGUAGGAAUAGGAUCCAAGGCCAAGACCAUUUUCUUGACAUGGAAAAAUGUGUCGGUGACGGUGCCGGAUCACAAGGCCGAGGGGAAGCGGCGCCACAUCCUCCGGGGGCUCACCGGCUACGUUGCGCCGGGGGAGGUUGUCGCCGUCAUGGGGCCGUCUGGCAGUGGGAAGUCUACCCUUCUUGAUGCAUUAGCAGGGAGAUUAGAUUCAAACACUAACACUACAGUGACUGGGGACAUCCUCGUUAACGGUCGGAAGGAGCCAUUGGCUUUUGGGACUUCUGCCUAUGUUACCCAAGAUGAUACCCUAAUGUGCACAUUGACGGUAAGAGAAGCAAUGUACUACUCAGCUCAACUCCAACUUCCAGAUUCAAUGUCCAAAAAAGACAAGAAAGAUAGAGCCGAAGCUACCAUAAAAGAUAUGGGGCUACAAGACGCCGUCGACACAAGAAUUGGUGGGUGGGGCGCAAAAGGGAUUAGCGGGGGCGAAAAGAGAAGACUUAGUAUUGGCAUAGAAAUUCUAACAAACCCAAAUCUCUUAUUUCUCGAUGAGCCGACUAGUGGUUUGGACAGUGCCUCUGCUUACCAUGUCAUGAACCAUAUAGUGAAACUUGCGAAGCAUGACAACAUAAGUUUCAUCGCAGCGAUUCACCAACCUAGUAGUGAAGUUUUCGAACUUUUCAACAAUCUAUGCCUUCUAUCCGGGGGGAGAACCGUGUACUUUGGCUCGACUAUGGGAGCAAAUGAGUUUUUUGCUUCAAAUGGCUUUGUCUGCCCGCCGAUGAGGAAUCCAUCCGAUCACUACCUCAGAACAAUUAACAAAGACUUCGAUAUGGAUGUUGAACAAGGAUUUGGGGAUACUAAAGGAAGUUCAUCAGAAGCAACUGAGAUUCUGAUUAAUGCCUAUCAGACCUCUGAAACUUUUCAGCAAGUGCAAUACUAUAUGAAUAUGAUAUCCUGUCAAAAGAAUGAUGGAUCACGGAAGAAGGAGAAGAAGAAGAAGAUAGAGCGAGCAGGAUUCAUAACCCAAUGUCUAGUUCUUACACGGCGAUCAUUUGUGAACAUGACUCGGGAUCUCGGCUACUACUGGUUUCGGUUCGGCAUAUUUUUCCUCUUGAACUUGUCCAUAGGAACACUGUUUUACAACGUUGGUCACACCUACAGUUCCAUCCAAGCAAGAAGUUCAGCACUCACGUUUGUUUCAUCUUUUAUGACAUUAAUGUCUGUUGGAGGCUUCCCUUCUUUCGUAGAAGAUAUGAAAAUAUUUUCGGGUGAAAGACUCAAUGGACAUUACAGCGUGGCUGCAUUCGUCGUAGCAAACACUGUAUCUUCCAUCCCUUAUCUUCUAUUAGUGUCGGCAGUGCCGGCAACAUUGGCUUAUUUCCUAAUGGGCCUCCAAAGAAGCUUUGAUCACUUUGUGUACUUCAUCUUGCUUCUCUUUUUGGCCAUGAUGCUCGUCGAGGGGAUCAUGAUGGUAGUGGCAACCUUUGUGCCAGAUUAUCUUACAGGGGUCAUAACAGGGGCAGGAAUUCUAGGCGUAAUGUUGUUAACCGGGGGCUUCUAUUGCUUGCCUAACGAUAUUCCAAAGCCCAUAUGGAAGUACCCGAUAUACUACAUUUCUUACCUCAAGUAUACAUUCCAAGGAUUCUACAAGAAUGAAUUUCUAGGUUUGACAUUUUCCAAUAUAUCGGGACAAUCUGUCAUCACCGGGGAAGAGAUAGUGAAAAAUAUGUGGCAAAUGGAGACAAGUUACUCCAAGUGGAUUGAUAUGGUUAUCCUUCUUGCGAUGAUUGUUGUGUAUAGGCUCAUGUUUUUGGGGAUUUUAAUGGUUGUUGAGAAGUUGAAGCCCAUGAUCAAGGGUUUUUUGGCAUGGAUAAAAGAUUGAUAUAGAGAACCUUGCUUACAAGAAAAUAGUAAUGGAGGAUUUGUUUGGUUUAAUUUGACUGUGGUUAUGAUUAUUUGGAGGUGUAUAAUACAUACUAGGGAGAUUCCAUAUAUAGCAUGCCCCAACACUUUAUUUGCAUACACUUAUUUAUUCGUUCGGCAACUCUAUUUUAUUGGAGUGUUGUAGGUAUAUAUAUCUUUAAUAUCAAAAUAUCAUUCUUGGCACAACCAUGCCUGAA